AUGAGCCGCAAAAGCUAUGUGGAGGACGUUCCGGACAACGUGUCUGAUACCUACGGCGACUACGAGGAUAAUAGCGACGAUGAUCAUAGGUCGCCCAUCGAGCCGCUCCCCAAGGCCCCGACGCCUCCUCCCGUCCCUGAGAUGGUCGCCUUUGCUCGCGAAGAGACCCAAUUAGUACGGUACGAUUACGACGCCAAUGAGUGCCUUGUCGAAGGUGACGAGUUGGUCCAGUACGGCGCUGGACCCAUCCCCGCCACCGCGUACCAGACUCCCGCUGCCAAAGUUGCGCGGAAAAAGAGCAAGGAAGGAACCGAUGUCAAGACCGACAAGAAGCGCAAGCGACUUCACAUCGAGACCGACCAAGUCAUGACUGAUGCGCCCCCGUUCUUCACUCUGGCCUUACUGGUGGCCUGA
Messenger RNA from Parascedosporium putredinis, 414 nucleotides. The record is from the annotation of a GenBank genome assembly. NCBI's taxonomy places the organism in Eukaryota, Fungi, Ascomycota, Sordariomycetes, Microascales, Microascaceae.